Molecule: messenger RNA, 5280 nt
Organism: Cynocephalus volans (Philippine flying lemur)
Lineage: Eukaryota; Metazoa; Chordata; Mammalia; Dermoptera; Cynocephalidae
Gene: COL20A1
Product: collagen type XX alpha 1 chain
Molecular function (GO): protein binding
Source: RefSeq, a predicted model, not a curated record
AUGCGACACCGCGGGAGCGCGGAAAAGACGCCCGGCUGGCCCCGCCCCCGCCCCGCCUACCACGCCUUCCGAUUGGCCCGCCGCCGCGCCUUCCGCCCAAUCGCAGGGCUCGCCCACCUCAUACAUCAGUGGGGAGGCCUUUGUGACAUCAGUGGAGAGUUCUGUGUGACAUCAGUUUACAUGAAGGAGCUGGAGAGCCCGUACCUAGAUCUGGCAGUAGUAGCCCGGUACUCCAGCUACGUAGAAAACAAACAUCGCAGGAGCAUGAUCCAGGAAUUCCAGGAGAGUAGGUUUCAGCAGGCGAACUCCCUGCAGGAAGAACUGCAGAAGGAGGCCGAGAAGGUGUCGGCAUUAGUGUGUCCCGACUACAUCUUCUCCCUGCUGAAUACUGACUUCACCUUUCUGUAUUUGCAGUCCUACCAUGACUUGAAGAAAGAGAACAACGAUGAGGACCACAAGUGUCACCAGUCCCAACUGAAGGGGAAACUUCAGGCCCUUGUGAUGGAAAAGGUGGCCUUGCAGCUCCAGAUGAAGAAGCUCAAGACAUCCAAGCUACUGCCACAGCAACGUGUGGAGGACACAGGACCCGGCUGCACCCCGUCUGAGCUGGACCCUCCAGGGAGUGAGCGUGGCAGCUGGGUGACCCUGCAGGAGGCUGAGCGGCCCGGCAUGCUGUUGGUGGUCAGAGAGCCUGGGGGUGGGGGGAGAGCCCUGGUGGAGGUUCCAGAAUCAGAGCUAUCUCCAACUGGGUGGCCUCCCAAGGUCGUCCUGUCCUGGGGCAACGCUAAAGCUGGCCGGGUGCUGUCAGCCAUUGGUGGCUCAAGUUUGCAGGGACCCAGCACCCAGGCUGAGUGCCCAGGGGGUAAAGGGAGCAGUGGGUCUGAGGCCCUUGGCUCGCUGGAAUCUGGCUACAGGAGUGAGAGCCAGAGAAGGAUUGUGCCUGCCCAGGAAGGCUGCCCCAGCAUCAGCCCCCAUUCAUGGCCUCCAGCGGGCAUCACUCCUCCCGCUGUGGCCUCCUCCACCCUCAUGGCACCAAGGGAGCCUAGAAAGAGGACCCUGGAGCCCACCAUGUGGGGGCCGGAGCUCAGAGGUGGGCAGGGGCUGCACAAUCACCCCCAGCUCAGCACCAAGAGCUGUAGGGCCCAGUCACAGAGUGCCCUGGGCCGAGGGCCCCAUGUGAGCAGUGUGGGCAGGUGCACCCCAUCUGGAGACAGCCGCCUGCCUCAGCAUUUCUCCUUCAGCCACGCCCCCACCCUUCCUGCCACUCCAAGUGGUGCCUUUGGGCACCAGUCCUGGUCAUCCCAGCCUCCUCUGUGUCCCCAUCGGCCCCCGCCUCCGAGCAUCCUGAGUCUGACCUUGACUCCCAACCCCUUCGAGGCCCCCCCAGCUGACUUGCCCACUUUCCACUAUCAUAUGGGCAACUCCUGCUCACCUCAGCAGGGUCUCAAUGUCCCUUCUGCGCCUGAGGAUGCCCACGAGCAGGAGUCCAGGGACAUGCCUGUCCUGGCCACUGCCUAUGCUGGAUGCUGCCACACCAUGGGCUCCCACAUGUGCCCCGCCUCGGCUUCUACCUCUGGCUGUGUCUGGGUGCUGCCCUGGGACAUGGGCAGGGACAAGACUGGGGGUCUCAGCCUGUGGUGGUCUUGCUGUGCUGACCAUGCUGGGAGGCCGGCAGCUGGCCCCCAGUUCCGCUGCAUGCACCCCAUGCCUGCCGACAUGGUCUUCCUGGUGUAUGGGUCCUGGAGUACUGGCCACAGUCACUUCCAGCAGGUCAAAGAUUUCCUGGCCAGUGUCAUGGAAUCCUUUGAAAUUGGGCCCGAUAAAGUCCAAGUAGACCUUACUCAGUACAUCGGAGACCCCCAGACAGAGUGGGACCUGAACUCCUUCAGCACCGAGGAGGAGGUGCUGGCCACCAUGCGCAGGCUCCGCUAUAAGGGAGGGAGCAUGCUCCCAGGUCUCACCCUGACCCACGUGCUGGGACAGAACCUGAAGCCAGCAGCGGGUCUCCAUCUGGAGGCGGCCAAAGUGGUGAUUCUGGUGAAGGACAGCAAGUCCCAGGAUGGCAUGCACACAGCUGCCCGCGUCCUCAGGCACCCAGGUGUUAAUGUGUUCUCUGUGGGUGAGUGCCAUGGCUCAGAAGCCGAGCUGAAGCUUCCGGCAUCCUGGCCGCUGGACCUCACCGUCCAGCACAUGCUGGAUUUCCCGCAGCUGCACACAGCCGGCCUGCUCAGCCACCUCGUCUGUCAGAAGGUCCAGGGCAGGAGUCCACAGAGGGGCCUAGCAGCUGCUCCAGCCCUGGACCCCCUCCCAGCGCCCACCAGCCUGGUCUUGACCCAUGUGACCUCCUCCAGUGUCCACCUGUCCUGGACUCCGGCCCCACAGCCGCCCCUCAAGUAUCUUAUCAUGUGGUGGCCUUCCAGUGGUGGCACCCCCAGGGAGGUGGUGCAGGAGGGGCCCGCCUCGUCCACGGAGCUUCACAACCUGACCUCCAGCACGGAGUACCUGGUCUCCAUGUUCCCGGUCUACAAGGGUGGAGUCAGCGAGGGCCUGCGGGGCCUGGUGACCACAGCCCCUCUGCCCCCACCCCGGGUGCUGACCCUGGCUGCAGUGACGCCCAGAAGUGCCCGCCUCACCUGGCAGCCCUCUGCCAGGGCCUCCCAGUACCUGGUGCAAUGCCAGCCCACUUACCCCAAGGGCAAGCAGGAGGGCAGAGAGAUGCAUGGGCCAGGAGGGGGCAGAUGGGGGUGCGGGUGGGGAGACCUGAAGUUGGGCAGGGGCUACGAGGUCUCGGUGCAGAGUCUGCUCUGGUUGGAGGCCAGCGAGGCACAGGGCAUCCACACCAGGACCUCCACACUGGCCCCCCCGAAACACCUGCGCUUCUCAGAUGUGAGCCAUGACUCAGCCCGUGUGGUCUGGCAGGGCAGCCUGAGGCCCGUGCGCCUGGUCAGGGUCAGCUAUGUCUUCAGCGAGGGUAGCCUCUCAGGGCAGACGGAGGCUCCUGGGAAUGCCACCUCAGCCACCCUGGGCCCUCUCUCCUCCUUGACCACGUACACGGUCCACAUCACCUGCCUCUACCCCAGGGGCGGCUCCUCCACACUGACUGGCCACAUGACCACGAAGAAAGCCACUAUCCCAAGCCAGUGGUCAGUGACGGAGCUGCAGGGGGAUAAGGUCUGGCUGGCAUGGGCGACCUCAUCUUGCGUGCUGGUCUACCAGAGCAAGUGGAUGCCCCUAGGUGAGGGGAAGCCCUUCUCUCCCCAGAUCUCUGUCCCAGGAAACCUCAGCACAGUCAUCCUGUCUGGCCUGGGGAGGCAUGCCGCAUAUGAGGUGACCAUCCUGGCCUACUACAGGGAUUGGUCCCACAGUGACCCUGUGUCUCCCCACUACGCCCCCCAUACAGUGAGCAGGAGCCCCCAUUCCAGCCUGGCCCUGGCCUCAGAGACCCCCAACAGCCUGCAGGUCAGCUAGACACCUCCAAGUGGCCACAUCCUCCACUACCGGCUCACCUACACACCAGCCUCUGGCUCGGGACCAGAGAAAUCGAUCUCUGUGCUAGGACCCAGGAGACUUGUGACACUCCCCAGCCUGCUGGCGGCCACCAAGUUCAGGAUCCUGGUCUCUAUCUAUGCAGCAGGAGAGAGCAUGACAGUGUCUGCCACGGGCCAGACAGCCUGCCUGGCCCUCCACCCAGACAUCUCCCUCCCAGGGUUUGACCCGUUAGUGGCUUUUGGCCUGAUGGAGAAGGAGUAUGCCUCCAUUAGAGGUGUGGCCAUGGAACCCUCGCUGCUGGGUGUGACCCGGACUGUCACACUGUUCAAGGACACACAGCUGAUGCGCAGGGCCAGUGACAUCCACCUGGCCACUCUCCCACCAGAGCACACUAUUGUCUUCCUUGUGCGCCUGCUCCCCGAAACCCCUCGUGAGGCCUUCGCGCUGUGGCAGAUGAUGGCUGAGGACUUCCAGCCCACCCUCGGGGUUCUGCUGGAUGCCGGCAGGAAGUUGCUGACCUACUUCAACCAUGACGCCAGGGCUGCCAUUCAAGAAAUCACCUUCAACCUGCAGGAAGUGAAGAGGCUGUUCUUUGGGAGCUUCCACAAGGUGCAUGUGGCCAUCAGCUGCUCCAAGGUCAGGUUAUACAUGGACUGCAGGAGGGUGGCUGAGAGGCCCAUCAGGGAGGUGGGGAGCCCACCCACCACCGGCUUCAUCAUGCUGGUGAGGCUGGCCAAGGCCAGGGGCCCCCAAAGCAGCUCAGCCAUGUUCCAGCUCCAGACACUGCAGAUCAUGUGCAGCGACACCUGGGCAGACAAGGACAGGUGCUGUGAGCUCCCCGCGAUGAGGGAUGAAGAGACAUGCCCAGCCUUCCCUUCUGCGUGCAUCCGUUCCUCAGAGACCCCCUGGCCCCUGGGGCCCCAAGGACCUUUGACAUCCCUGAUGCCCCCUCAGCCCCUUCCCCUGCCUGUCUCCAGGGAGAGCCCGGGCCACCUGGACAGAUGGGACCUGCAGAUCCUGGAGAGUCCGCCAGGGGUCAAAGAGGAGAAGGGGCACCAUGGACUCCCAGGCUUGCAGGGCUACCCGGGCCACCAGGGCUCCCCUGGGAGAGUUGGCCUCCAGGGACCGAAGGGAAUGAGAGGACUGGAGGGGACUGCUGGUCUGCCCAGCACCCCAGGCCCCAGGGGGUUCCAAGGCAUGGCGGGGGCCAGGGGCACUAGUGGGGAGCGAGGAUCCCCAAGGGCUGUGGGGCCCACGGGGCUGCUGGGGCCCAAAGCGGAGUGAGGAGAGAAGGGCAAGCCCCCAUCCGUGGCCUCCAUGUACCAGUUGGUGAGCCAGCCUGCGACACACAUGCUGAGGCUCAACUCCUUCCUUCAAGAGAACACCAGGCCCCCGAUGCCCAUCAUGGAGGGAAAGAAGCAGACAGGCGGGCCUGGGCCCCUGGGGCCUCCUUGGCAGGAGAACCGGAGGCUGCCUGGCCUCCUGGAGUCCAAGGCAGCUGCUUCCCAGUCUCCCAAGACACAAGAGCUGCCGGCCUCCCUCCUACCCUUCUGCCUCUCCCCACACGCCGUCCCCCACGAGCAUGGUGUCCUCAGGGAUCACACAUCUCCCCCCGGCCAGGUGAGCCUGGAGUCCCCAGUCAGAGGGACAGCCCUGGACCUCAGGGGAGCCUGCCUCCAGGACCUCAGUGAGGAGCUAGAGGUUCCCUGUGCUGCCCCAAGUGACCUGCGCCUGCCCCCCUGGGUUUGUGUGGACUCCACGAGCCACUCUGUCCUGGAGAAACUGGAAUAG